GAAGAAGAAGAAGAAGAAGAAGAAGAAGAAGAAGAAGAAGAAGAAGAAGAAGAAGAAGAAGAAGAAGAAGAAGAAGAAGAAGAAGAAGAAGAAGAAGAAGAAGAAGAAGAAGAAGAAGAAGAAGAAGAAGAAGAAGAAGAAGAAGAAGAAGAAGAAGAAGAAGAAGAAGAAGAAGAAGAAGAAGAAGAAGAAGAAGAAGAAGAAGAAGAAGAAGAAGAAGAAGAAGAAGAAGAAGAAGAAGAAGAAGAAGAAGAAGAAGAAGAAGAAGAAGAAGAAGAAGAAGAAGAAGAAGAAGAAGAAGAAGAAGAAGAAGAAGAAGAAGAAGAAGAAGAAGAAGAAGAAGAAGAAGAAGAAGAAGAAGAAGAAGAAGAAGAAGAAGAAGAAGAAGAAGAAGAAGAAGAAGAAGAAGAAGAAGAAGAAGAAGAAGAAGAAGAAGAAGAAGAAGAAGAAGAAGAAGAAGAAGAAGAAGAAGAAGAAGAAGAAGAAGAAGAAGAAGAAGAAGAAGAAGAAGAAGAAGAAGAAGAAGAAGAAGAAGAAGAAGAAGAAGAAGAAGAAGAAGAAGAAGAAGAAGAAGAAGAAGAAGAAGAAGAAGAAGAAGAAGAAGAAGAAGAAGAUGAAAAAAAGAAA
Molecule: messenger RNA, 627 nt
Organism: Scylla paramamosain (green mud crab)
Lineage: Eukaryota; Metazoa; Arthropoda; Malacostraca; Decapoda; Portunidae
Product: cilia- and flagella-associated protein 251-like
Exons: 1
Source: RefSeq, a predicted model, not a curated record